GAUUACUCUCUGAUCAGGAUGUGGUGUAGCGUCUUGGCAGCAAACAACCUGUGGGGCAAGGUUUACGUACGUUUCUCCAAGGAUUUGCAUAUUUAUGUCAUAAUUCCAGACAUAGCUGUCACCUUUUCUGCAGAGGGUGCUCCGGCAGCUGAAAGCCACUUUGAGGGAGGAAAUAAGGAUGCGCAUAAACAAUUUCCAAGAAGUUACACAUUCUAUCCGGACGAGGUGACAGGCUAUCCUACCCAGGAGGGCUGCUUGUAUUAUUUAAAAGAAGGCGAACACUGUCUGCGGAGGAGUGGCAUGACAGGCAGAAUCGACGUGGGCGUCUGCCGUGGACAGAAAUGCGUCUCAGUAAGGCUUAAUCGGGAGAAUAUCGCUGAAAUACUAUUGUGGCUUAUUAAAAAUCCCCACAGUUACUCUUAAAUACA
Ornithodoros turicata is the source of this 428-nucleotide messenger RNA. RefSeq lists its product as uncharacterized. NCBI's taxonomy places the organism in Eukaryota, Metazoa, Arthropoda, Arachnida, Ixodida, Argasidae. The record is from RefSeq and is a predicted model, not a curated record. The transcript is spliced from 5 exons. Bases 19 to 423 code for a protein of 134 amino acids.